AGAAGCAGUUUACAAAAUGGCUGCGCCAAUAUCGUCUCCUAGGGAAAAAUUUGAAGCUGCAGUUAAUGUUAUUCAUAGUUUACCCAAAAAUGUUUCACAAAUGGCAGGAUCGUUCCAGCCUUCACAUUCCAUGAUGUUGAUGUUCUAUGGUUAUUAUAAGCAGGCAACAGAAGGAAAGUGCACAAAAGCAAAGCCUGCAUUUUAUGACGUAAUAAAUAAAGCGAAAUGGGAAGCCUGGCACAAAUUAGGAGAUAUGCCAGAAGAAGAAGCAAUGACCAAGUAUGUAGAAGAGUUAAAAAAAAUAAUUGAAGCAAUGCCUCACACAAAUAUGGUGUCAGAAUUUGUUGAGAAAUUAGGAAACUUUUAUGAAAUUGUUGAUGAAAACGGUUCGACCAUUGGAACUAAAGAAGCAAAAAAUUUAGCGAUAAAGGGAAAGAGAUUAGCAAAACGAACGAAAUCUGUCGACUCUUUAUCAAAUGGAUUAGAAAAUGGUAAUGGAAGCGCUUUAAAUGGUCAUGGGCAUAUCAGGAAUGGAAAUUCAAAUUCAGACGGGGACGAUGGCGACGAUGAUGACGACGACGAUGAUGAAGGUGAUGAUUAUAAUAAGAAUAAGGAUAAAAUUAAGACAGACGCUAAUGACGUACCGAAAAAACCUGAUUACAAGCCGCGCAGAAAUACCUCAAAUGUAGGAUCAGACGGUGAAAGCUUAUCAAGUCCAGCAACGAGCGACGAUGAAUUUUGCGACACUAGUCAAGAACCUAUUGUUGAUAAUAAAGUCUUAAACAGUAAUGGACCUUUUGAUUUAAUAUCAGCAAGAGGUGGAGAAAACGCCCAGACAAACGAACAAGUUAGACAACCAUCCGGUGAAAGUCUCUCAGCAUCACAAGCACAAAGAAUGUGGCUAAACGAACAACCCAGCGCAAAUCAGGCACUUUUAUACUCUUCUUCUGGAGGGCGGCCGCCAAAUUAUCCACAAAACUCUCCUAACUCUCCUUAUGCUCAAGAAGUUAACGAAAGAAUUGCAAUAGCACUGGUCAGAUUGCAACAAGAUAUGAAUUCCGUCCUGACUCGACUAAAUACUUUAGAAACAUUAUCACUAACAAGACAACCAAGAAGUAGACGAAGCUCUGAAAAAAAUUUAUAUUUUACGCGAAAAGAAGAAAAUAGAAUAAAUCAAACGAUUGAAGUAAAUGAUUCCUGCAAAUGA
This is a messenger RNA of Dimorphilus gyrociliatus, 1207 nucleotides long. The record is from the annotation of a GenBank genome assembly. Lineage: Eukaryota; Metazoa; Annelida; Polychaeta; Dinophilidae.